Molecule: messenger RNA, 2022 nt
Organism: Melampsora larici-populina 98AG31
Lineage: Eukaryota; Fungi; Basidiomycota; Pucciniomycetes; Pucciniales; Melampsoraceae
Exons: 14
Cellular component (GO): mitochondrion
Molecular function (GO): methylcrotonoyl-CoA carboxylase activity; ATP binding; metal ion binding
Source: RefSeq, a predicted model, not a curated record
AGAGGUGAAGUAGCUUGUAGGGUGAUUAAAACAGCGAGGAAGCUGGGAGUUCAAACUGUUGCUAUCUAUUCGGAAAUCGAUCGACAUUCGCGUCAUGUCAAAUUAGCCGAUGAAGCUUAUUUGGUCGGACCAGCUCCUUCCACUCAAAGUUACUUGAACAUGGACAAAAUCGUUCAGUUAUGUAUCAGAAGUGGUGCACAGGCGGUUCAUCCCGGUUGGGGAUUUCUUUCAGAGCGUGCGGAAUUUGCCGAAAAAUUAAAAUCGGCAGGAAUCACUUUUAUUGGUCCACCUAGUUCUGCUAUUAUAAGUAUGGGCUCUAAGAGCGAAUCCAAGGAGAUCAUGAUCAAUGCAAAUGUACCAUGUGUACCUGGUUAUCAUGGUGAAAAUCAAGACCCAAACUUUUUAAAAGAAGAAGCAAGAAAGAUAGGUUAUCCUGUUCUGAUUAAAGCAAUCAAAGGUGGUGGUGGAAAAGGAAUGAAAAUCGUUUUCCAAGAAUCGGAAUUUGAAAAUCAACUUGAAAGUGCUCAAAGAGAAGGACAACAGAGUUUUGGUGAUGGGACUGUUCUUCUAGAGAAAUAUCUGCUUAAUCCUCGACAUGUAGAAGUACAGGUUUUUGGAGAUCAACAUGGCAAUUAUGUACAUUUGUAUGAACGUGAUUGUUCAGUUCAACGUAGACACCAAAAGAUCAUUGAAGAAGCACCAGCACCUGGUUUAUCAUCUGAAUUAAGGGCAGAGCUAGGUGCAAAAGCAGUGGCAGCUGCUAAAGCUGUUGGAUAUGUUGGAGCUGGAACAGUUGAAUUCAUACUGGAUUCUGAUGGAAAAUUUUAUUAUAUGGAGAUGAAUACAAGGUUACAAGUCGAACACCCGAUCACUGAAAUGAUUACAGGACAAGAUUUAGUUCAAUGGCAACUUGAAAUUGCAUCUGGAAAUAAGAUUCCAUUAAAGCAAAAUGAAAUUCCUUGUAAUGGACAUGCAUUUGAAGCUAGGAUUUAUGCUGAAAACCCUCGUAGGAAUUUCUUGCCAGAUGUUGGGAAACUCUUGCAUCUUUCGACGCCGCAAGAGAACGAGUCUGUGAGGGUAGAAACGGGUGUAGAUGUAGGCGAUGAGAUUAGUGUUUACUAUGACCCGAUGAUUGCAAAAUUAGUCGUCCAUUCACCAAAAGAUCGUACAACAGCACUUCGUUUAUUAAAUGAAAAAUUACACCAGUAUGAAAUCGUAGGACCUUCAACAAACAUUGAGUUUUUAAAAAACCUAAGUUUUCAUCCAGCUUUUAUGAAAGGAGAAGUCGAAACUGGAUUUAUUGAAAAAUACAAAACAGAUUUAUUUCCAGAAUUACCAACAUCAGUUUCCAAAACUGAUCUAAUCAAGACUGGAGUUUUUUUAGCUUCUAAUGAAAUUGAAAGAAAACGAUCUUCAUCUGGUUCUCCUUGGGAUAGUUUGUAUGGUUGGAGAAUGUAUACAUCUACAACUUCUUCUGCGAAACCUACAAGAGUAGAAGUAGAGAUUCGGUCUGGACAACCUGGGUUUUCUGUCACUAUCAAUGAUGGACCUCAUGAAGGAGAAAAAACCGUAGCUCAAGCUACACUUUUCCCUUCAUCUGAAUCACAUCCGAAUGCAAGAAGAUUCGAAACAACCAUUGAAGAUAAAGUCACCAGCUCAACUCAUGUUUCACAACCUAGUCUUGGUGUAUCCAACUUUUCAAUCAAACAUCAUUUAUUUUCAAAUGAAGGUGUUACUCAAUUGAUUUCUCCUUGGCCUAAAUGGUUUGAAUCAAUUCAAGGAAUUCAAAACACCAAAGAAGGAAAAGAAGGAACCGUUAGAGCUUUGAUGCCUUCUAAAGUCAUCAAAGUCAUGGUGAAAAAAGGAGAUAAAGUGGCAGUAGGUGAUGAGUUGAUCAUUCUUGAAGCUAUGAAAACUGAGGUUGUUUUGAAAUCUCCAAGAGAUGGAGUUGUUCAAGAAAUUAAAGCUCAAUUAGGUGGUAUGGUAAGUGAAGGACAAGAUUUAGUAGUCUUUGAAUCUUGA